Messenger RNA from Prunus armeniaca (apricot), 342 nucleotides. NCBI's taxonomy places the organism in Eukaryota, Viridiplantae, Streptophyta, Magnoliopsida, Rosales, Rosaceae. The record is from the annotation of a GenBank genome assembly.
AUGCCAAUGAAGCCAGAUACAUUUGUUUUGGGUGCAUUGCUCGGAGGCUGUCAAAUACAUGGAAAGGUCGAGUUAGGAGAAAGGGUGGCGCAAUAUUUAAUUGAUUUGGAACCUCUGAACCAUGCUUUUUAUGUGAACUUUUGUGAUAGAUAUCUCAAAGCUAGUAGAUUUGAUGACGUAAAGAGAAUCAAAUCCUUAAUGAAAGAAACAGGGAUAAAAAAGGAGGUCCCGAGCUGUAGCAUGAUUGAAAUCGAUGGGGUUCUUCUUGAAUUCUAUGUGAGAGGAUCACCAGGUGUAAAUUGUAAUGGAGGAAGUAUUAUUGGUCUUGUAUCAGUUGAAUAA